Messenger RNA from Cherax quadricarinatus, 926 nucleotides. RefSeq names its product vitelline membrane outer layer protein 1. The record is from RefSeq and is a predicted model, not a curated record. Lineage: Eukaryota; Metazoa; Arthropoda; Malacostraca; Decapoda; Parastacidae.
UAUAUAAGCCCGACGUAUAGACGCAGGCGCUGGUAUUACAUCAUCAAUGGCGCCCAUCUGGCUGUUAGUUGUAGUUCCAUACCUACUGGGUGUGGUAGCUGGUAAAGGAACGAAGCAACCGAAGGAAGAUAUUCACUUUCCCCUCGCACUAGACUGGGCCAUGAACUGGGGAGAAUGGGGUCCCCAAGCAUUCUGUCCUCAAGGAACAUAUGCCUACGCCUUCGAACUCAAGGUGGAGAGUGAAGGUGCCAUUGACGACACCUCCAUGAAUGGUAUUAUGUUGUACUGUCGAGCCCCACAGGACGUCGGCCAUGAUGGUGUUAAGCCCAAGGUGGGCACUCUCGAGUUCACCGUUACCUCCACCGUCCAGGAGUGGGGAGAUUGGCAGGGUAAGAGAGAGUGUCCUGAGGGUUUCCUUACGGGAGUGAUGAUGAAGAGCGAGGCAGAGCAGGGCAUCCUGGACGACACGGCCGCCAACGACCUGGAGAUGCAGUGUAACUGGUCAGACUUUACCAUCAACGGUGGCGGCAACCACUGGGGAACCUGGAGCAGCUAUGCCACCUGUCCUCAGGGAUGGGUCAUAUGUGGUAUAGAAACGAAGGUGGAGGCAGCGUCCGCUAUGGACGACACAGCCCUCAACAACGUCAUCUUCUAUUGCUGUGAUGCUGCUGACUCUCUUAACGCUUAGACUCCAGACACCUCCCACAUCAGCCCUGCUUUCAUUCAGCCACUAAUUAUAUAUAUAUAUAUAUAUAUAUAUAUAUAUAUAUAUAUAUAUAUAUAUAUAUAUAUAUAUAUAUAUAUAUAUAUAUAUAUAUAUUAAAGAUAAAAUUUAUUAUCUAGGUGAUAAACCAAAUGUCAAUGAACGAAUGUUCAACGUAAAUGACGUGAAAUAAAACACUAACCCCCUAUAUUACCUUCAUUGA